Messenger RNA from Cottoperca gobio, 2243 nucleotides. It is a transcript of the gene pdap1a, whose product is annotated as pdgfa associated protein 1a. The record is from RefSeq and is a predicted model, not a curated record. NCBI's taxonomy places the organism in Eukaryota, Metazoa, Chordata, Actinopteri, Perciformes, Bovichtidae. The transcript has 6 exons. The coding region runs from base 185 to 667 and encodes 160 amino acids.
CAGGCGCACUCAGUGUGAGUUAUUGCAGCGUUUCGACCGACGUUGUUGCUCUCGACAGCGGGAUAGACGAAGUAGUUCUAGCCUUUUCUUUCAUCACUUUAAACCGCAGGCUUUGCUUGUACAACUGUCAGACUAUUCAGUGAUACAGUAGUGGGCUUCAUUAGUAUACACAUCACUUCUAAUAAUGCCUCGGGGUGGGAAAAGGGGCCACAAGGGCAGAGGGAAGCAAUUCAGCAACCCAGAGGAGAUUGACCGACAGAUGAAAGCGCAGAAAGAGUUGGAAGAAAAUCCUGAUGCAGUGAAGGAGGGCUCUGCAGACUCCGACGACGAGAGCAGCAGUGAUGACGAAUCUGACUCCAGAAAAAGGAGUGGCGUGGAGGGGCUUAUAGAGAUUGAGAACCCCAACCGUGUGUCUCAGAAGAGCAAGAAGGUGGCUGAAUUGGACGUCAGUGCUCCCAGAGAGCUGUCUCGCAGGGAGAGAGAGGAGAUCGAGAAGCAGAAAUCAAAAGAACGCUACAUGAAGCUCCAUCUCGAGGGGAAGACUGAGCAGGCCAGGGCCGACCUGGCUAGACUGGCCAUCAUCAAGAAACAGAGGGAGGAUGCAGCCAAGAAAAGAGACGAUCAAAAGAAAGAAAAAGAUGGCGAAGAACCCAAAUCAAAGCGCUAGUCGUCCACCUGAAAGCUUCAACAUGCACUUCAGUCUCAGAGGGAUGGAGAGAGAAGGAGAUCUGGAGGAAGAAAGCGGGGAGGGGGACCAGUACAAAUGACAUCAGAUCAGGGGUGCUCCUGAACUCCUGUCCCUCAUUUCAAAUCAGAGGGGCGUGGGUCUUCCAUAACAGCGUGGUCAGGACGGGGAAAACGGGUGGACUAAAGUGAGAUGAAGAGGAAUGCAACAUUUGGGAUGCCUCUAGUUUUCUUCCUCAAAUGGAGACAAUCGCAGGUUUUCCAAGUGCUUCACUGCCUCUUUACUCUUUGCCCACCCACCAGGGUUUUAAUUCUGAAGCUGCUAAAGUUAUUUCUUUCGAUUCAUAAAUUUUUACAUGGUUACCUAAUACAAGUUUACGUGAAGACUGAACAGGUAUUACAGUGAGCGUGCAUGGGGAUAUCUUUUGGUGCUUUGCUUCUCCUUCCAUCUCGCCUGUUUUGUAAGAAGGCAAACCAGACGGAGAGAAAGAACAUUCAGAGGAUGAACGGAUCUCUAGGAAUCAUACGAUGUAGUUUAGUAUUUGUGGAUAUGUUGCACAAGACAUUGGUAUAAUUUUCUAAAGAUUUAAGUUCUUUUUCCCAUCAUCCAAACAUGAAUAUUCUUAUUUCUCUGCCAGCUUCUUUUUGUCCCACUAUUGUUUUUGCCAUGUUUUGACCCCCCCCUUUGUUUUUCUCAAUUGGAAAUUCAGUCUGAAGAAAAAGCUGUCCGCCUACCACAGCAUGUCUAGAACGUAGAACACAUUUAGUUUCUUUUUGCUUUUUUCACGGAUCUUUUCCCCAAAUUUAAACUUUGCUCGCUUGAAUCCUCUUAUUGCCGUCAGUUCAGAAGUGUUUCAGAAUGUUUUUUGUGAUCCUUUGCUCAAAGCACCUGGAAUAUUACUUGAAUUGCCUAAAAUAAGCAUUUUUAAGUUGUUGAACAUCAGUGCUGGAAAGCAUUGUCUCAAACUGCCUCAGUAACCGUGGCCUUGCCCUGUUUCUGAUGGGGUCCUCUGUGGUUCUGUAGGAGGGAUUGUGUCUUUUGUUGCCUUUUUACAAAGUUUACACUAAGACCAGUUUACUGUCUUUCUCCUGUAAUUAAAGUCCUACAAAGAACCUACACUGAAUUAGUUUGUUAGGUACACUCGUACAUCAGCACCACUUAAUUACAGCUCAACUCGACUGAAACGCAACAUGUUAAACUUCCCAAAGAGAGGAUUUACUGCAGGUCCGUUGUAUUGUUUGGACGGUGUGUGUGAUAACCUGGUGACUCGGUGUGGGGGGGUUUGAUCAGGAAACAGUGCUCCCUAUAACAUGGAACUAGCUUAAAGAACAAACCUGUUGAAACCACAAAGUGAGAGAAAUGUAGCCACAGCGUAAAAAUUGAUUCCUCAAGUUUUCCAUCAUGUAUUUGAAGUCAUUUUUAAAAAUAAAGUCAUUAAUAGAUAAGUGACUAUCUUGUGUUUUAUAUUCAAAGUGUUUUCAAGAAGCUCGAUCCUGAAAGUGAUGGCGGCAAAUACAAGCGUUUCAAAAACAUUAAAUAUUGCAGAAGAUUUGUUUUA